Syzygium oleosum is the source of this 2425-nucleotide messenger RNA. RefSeq lists its product as uncharacterized. NCBI's taxonomy places the organism in Eukaryota, Viridiplantae, Streptophyta, Magnoliopsida, Myrtales, Myrtaceae. Gene Ontology annotation, biological process: protein K48-linked deubiquitination. Gene Ontology annotation, molecular function: K48-linked deubiquitinase activity; cysteine-type deubiquitinase activity. The record is from RefSeq and is a predicted model, not a curated record.
GCGAUUCCGAGCCCCUCCCCCCCCCGGAUCAGAGAAAAGCUUUCGAUCCUCCCUCCUCGAUUCCGACCGUCUCCCCCCCGGCGCGAUCGAUCCUCCCUUCGCCGUCGAUCUCCGCGAACCGCCGCCGAUUCGACGACGCCGAUGAUGGAGUAGCCGGUGGAGCGCCCGGGGAGAAACCCUAGAUCGCUUCCUCUGCUUCUUCUCCUCGGCGCUUUUUUUCGAGAUCCCUUUCCGCGGGGCCGGCGGGGGGCGGUCGCUGAUGGCGGAUCAGGAGGAGGAGGACCUGAAGAUGGCGCUGCGCCUCAGCAUGCAGCACUCGCCGCCGGAGCCCAAGCGGAGCAAGCCCAGGGACGCCGCCGCCUCCGGCCGCGCCGGGUGCUCGUCGCCGGAGGACGGCCGCCGGAUGCAGAGGGAGCUCAUGGCCGCCGCGGCCGAGAAGAGGAUGCUGGCCGCGAGGAGCGCUGGAGCGGCGUCGCCUCCGUCGCCUGCUCCGUCUCCGUCACAGUCCCCGUCGCCGGUGUCGACGACGCCGAAUAACGAGAAGUCUAAGCCUGUCCCGAGGAGAGACGGGGGAUUCGGUGUGGAUGAUGGGCAAACUGGGAGGGGACUGUCGAGCGAAGAAGCGCAUCAGUUGUUCUCGAUGGUUUUCGGGGGCGAUGUUUCGAGAGGAAUUCUCGCGCAGUGGAGUAAUCAAGGAAUAAGGUUUAGCCCUGAUCCAGAAACAUCCAUGGGCCUAGUGCAGCAUGAAGGAGGGCCCUGCGGUGUCUUAGCAGCUGUACAAGCUUUUGUUCUCAAGUAUCUUCUUUUCUUUCCGGACGAUUUGCAUAAAGCUGCAUCGACUAUUUCACCAAACCUUGGUCCAAAAGCAUCAUCUCGAAGACAAUUUCAAGGUUCAGAUAAUUUUGCCUCCCUUAUAGACAGUGAAAAAUUGAGGGCACUGAUAAGAAGUAUGAGUGAGAUUUUAUUUCUCUGUGGAAGUAAUAAAAGGGCAGUUAUUGCCACUUUAAGCGUUACUGGUAAAGAACUUGAGGGGGCUGCGGAUGGUUCAAAGGAUGAGGGUACUAUUAAAGCUCUGGAGGGACUUCCGAUAGAGUCAGCUUCUGAUUUGCAGAAAAUUCUAAGAGUCGAGACUUAUAGUGUGCAUGCUACUGUUUUCCGAAGGCUUGAAGCAACACUUCCCGUUUUUCAAAGUCGAAUGGGAGCGCUGCUAUUUCUUAUCUCCGCUUUACUUUCUCGUGGACUGGAUGCCGUUCAAGCUGACAGAGAUGAUCCCAGUCUGCCUCUGGUAACUGCACCAUUUGGUCAUGCAUCGCAGGAAAUUGUAAACUUGCUACUUUGCGGGCAGGCUGUGCCCAAUGUUUUCGAUGGAAGGAUGGAUCUUGGCGGUGGUAUGUUUUUAAAGGGUGUAUCAACAUGCGUGGAAGUUGGGUUUCUGACUCUGUUAGAAUCACUUAACUUUUGCAAGGUUGGUCAGCAUUUAAAGUGCCCUAACUGGCCUAUAUGGGUUGUGGGAAGUGAGUCCCAUUACACAGUUCUAUUUGCUCUUGAUACCAUUGUUCAGGAAGAGAACGAACUAGAAGAAAGGGAAUCACAGAUUCGGAGGGCUUUUGAUGCACAAGAUCAGAGUGGAGGGGGUGGUUUUAUUGGUGUGGAAGGAUUCCAUCAAGUAUUAAGGGAAACUGACGUCAGGCUUCCCCCGGAAAAAGUUGAUCAGCUUUGCAGCUCGGGCUUUAUCGUGUGGAGUGAAUUUUGGCAGGUCAUAUUAGAUCUAGACAGCAGUAUGGGAGGUCUAAAGGACUCCUCUGGAUUGAUGGGCAAAAAGGUGUUUGAUCUUUACCAUUUCAAUGGAAUUGCAAAAUCUGAUUUGAAUGGCCAAGCGAACUUGGGAAGUGAGGCUCCAGUUCAAAGGCCUAGACUGACUAAAUUAAGAGUUUCUGUCCCACCACGAUGGACCCCCGAAGAAUUCAUGGCGGCAGCGCCCUCUGGUUCAGGUGGGGAUCCGUCGAGCACAAAGGAUGCUGAAGUGGCUAAACGCGAGCCUCCUCAGCAUGCACCCCUUGUGGACUGCAUACGCACUCGGUGGCCUCGUGCUGUGUGUAACUGGGUUGGGGACCCUCCAAGUAUCGUGUGAAGGUCAAUUAAGCAUUCGAUUUGGCUUGACAUGGCUCGUGUGCGCUUCACGGGAACUAAGAAAAGCGGUGGACAGCAUUUGAAAUGCGUGUAAGAUUGUGCCAACAUGUCGAUUGACAAGAGGAGGGUAAUCGUUUGGGCAUGUUAAAUCGGGACAUCUAAUACUUUACUUUGUCUGUCUCAAGUAUAUCCAUUGCCUGCCUUUACUGUGUUGUACUGAUGUAUCUCUCUCAUCCUGAUUGUUUCUUAUCAGCAAUUGAAGGGAAAGGCGGGACAUAUUGAUUUUUAUGGGUCA